Molecule: messenger RNA, 3606 nt
Organism: Penicillium antarcticum
Lineage: Eukaryota; Fungi; Ascomycota; Eurotiomycetes; Eurotiales; Aspergillaceae
Product: tubulin-specific chaperone D
Exons: 6
Coding region: 1-3606 (1201 amino acids)
Biological process (GO): tubulin complex assembly; post-chaperonin tubulin folding pathway; microtubule cytoskeleton organization
Molecular function (GO): GTPase activator activity; beta-tubulin binding
Source: RefSeq, a predicted model, not a curated record
AUGGAUGCUGCCGAGGAUCGAGACGUAAAGCUCCAACGUGCAUCGGGCGAUCUAGUGGCCGAGUUCUCAGCAAAGCUACCUUCGCUAUUGUGGAGAUCACAAAAUGGAACACCCCUCCGCACCCCACGCAAAUGGGCACAGGUAACGAAGACAGAGAAGCUCGUCAGCCUUCUUGAACCAUUCCAAGAGUGGCCCCAACUCUUAGAUCCACACUUGCAGAAGCUGCUGUCCCCUUUAGUGGACGCUUUCCUGGCAUAUUUGAUCAAGCAUCGCGCCCAGUAUGACACUACUUCGCCGCUACAAUCUCAGUUUGGAGCUUUGUACCCACUUCCAAGAGCUAUCUGCAGACUCUUGUAUACAUUCUGCAAAGUCCGCGGCGUCAAGGUUAUCAGCCGGUUUUUGAACAAUGAACCUAAAUACCUUGAGUCAAUGCUGCGGGCUUUCAUUGAAUGGAAUUAUGUGAAACCGUCUAACGCAGAGGACAUGAUUGACUCUGAUCCGCAGCGGUUGAUCUGGGAAGAGCGCUAUGUGAUGCUUGUUUGGCUUUCUCAUCUGCUGCUUGCUCCUUUUGAUCUUUCGUCGUUGUCUUCUGACGAUAUUCCCGUACCUUAUGACAACUUGCAGGGCUUGGCUUGGUUGCCUGCUAAGACACCCAUGGUUGCAAAGUCUCUCCUUUCCUUGUGUCUUCAUUAUAUCAGUGCACCUGGUAAAGAACGUGAGGCUGCUACGGCUCUUUUGGCACGAUUGGCUCUACGUGGAGAUAUGCAAGCUCUUGGGGUCCUCACUGGUCUGACAAAGUGGGCGCUUGCUACUAUUAAACCAUCUGAGGGGGCUGGGUUGCCUUCUGUCUAUGCUUGCAUUGGUAUCCUCACAUUUAUUGCCCGUCUCGGUGCAUCAGGACAUGUGGACGAUCUUGCACCUUUGAUCAAUCAGAUCUUCCAGCGGACCCUCAGUGUAUUUCAAGGACAGUCUGCGGUAUCUGCAACUAUUAAGGCUUCGGCCUUGGCUAGAAAGAUUAUCGUCAAGAUUCUUCGAAAUAUCACAUUAAUGGCGCUGUCUCUGAAUGAGCGUGGUGAUGGAUGCAUUACAUAUGACGAGAUAUCUACCAUUUUGGAAGAUGCUAUUGAUAAUUUCCUGGUCUCGCUGGCCGACAAAGAUACACCCGUGCGAUUUGCCGCAAGUAAGGCACUCAGUAUCAUCACUUUGAAGUUGGACCCGGAAAUGGGAACUGAAGUUAUCGAGGCUGUUAUUGGAUCACUGGGAGAAAACAUCCUUUAUGAGAAAGAUGAUGGUUCUCUAAUGACUCCAUUUGAGGCGCGAAAGAUUGGAACUCACACUCUCAAACGCAAUCUCAGCGCCGUCGACGCCCAACGCUGGCAAGGACUAAUCCUGACACUAUCACAUUUACUCUUCCGCCGCGCACCUCCAAUUCAACAACUUCCGGAGAUUCUCCAGUCCCUUGUAUCUGGCUUAUGCUUCGAGCAGAGAUCGUCUACUGGUAGCUCUUUGGGCACCGGUGUACGAGACGCAGCCUGCUUCGGUGUUUGGGCUUUAUCCCGGAAGUAUACCACUCCAGAGCUCCUGGCACUUCAAUCCCAGGUAGUGGCCUCACCAUUCGGCCAGAAGGAGGUUGAUGUCCUGCAGAAGCUAGCCGUGGAACUUGUCUGCGCGGCUUGUGUCGAUCCAUCUGGAAACAUUCGCCGUGGUUCUUCGGCUGCUUUGCAGGAACUGAUUGGUCGUCAUCCCAACACCAUCGCCGAAGGUAUUCCGCUUGUUCAGGUGGUUGAUUACCAUGCUGUCGCUCGUCGGUCUCGCGCUAUGAUUGACGUUGCAAAAGCAACAGCAUCUCUGGAUCAGAUCUACUGGAGUCCUCUGUUGGAUGCUUUGAUAGGCUGGAGGGGCCUUGGCUCACCAGAUGCCGAAUCUAGAAGACACGCGGCUAAGUCUAUUGGAACACUGAGUACCCAGGAGGUUUACAAGACCAUGCAGUUAGUCCUGGAUCUUUUACUGCAAAAAUUCUCUUGCACUUCUCGAAGUGAUGUUGAAUCACGACAUGGUUGUCUGUUAUCGAUUGCUGCUACAAUUGAUGCGUUUACUUCUCACUGGGAGAAUUCAGUGGAGACAAGAGACAGCCAGGAAGCUAGGGAGGUAUCCUCUCGAGUGGCCAGGGCCUGGGAGAUCUUUGGUUCUUCAUCAGGUCCCACAGACGACGACUUGACAUUCCAGACAUCACGCCCGGAGUUGACAGCAGAGGCAUCAUCGUGUUUGAUCUCCUCGCUAUCACGAUCUAUUAUUACGGUCGGUCUGACACAUCCUUCCGAGACACUUCUCGAUCGCACACUCCAAAUCUUAUCCGUUUGUGCAUCUCGCAGUGAUGAUACUUCUAUCGAGACGUCCUCAACUGCCUUGUCGCAAUUAUUCCCUCUUCUGUCGACAUCGAAGCAAGAGGAAACAGUCCGAAUAUGGUUCUCCCAUCUUCAUACUUCAUGGCGGCUGCCAACCGGCCGCGGUCAAAUUUUGGCUCUUGGUGCAGUGUUCAAGCAGCUAGAAAGACAAAGUGAUCUUCAAGACAACAUUGUCACCGAGCUACUUCGGUACACCGGGAAAGAGGAACUUAUCGAAAAGCGAGUGGCUGCUGUGAAAUGCUUGUCCACCAAUAUCUUGCCAUACAUGCGUUCAACCGAUACAGUUGCGGCCAACUUCCUCGAGUUCCUGAAUGACUAUACCACAGACAGAAGGGGUGACAUUGGAUCUCUAAUCCGAGUGGAAGCAAUCCAAGCAGCAGGCAUCCUUUUACGAAGAGAAUCAGGAUCGACGCCACGUCCACCCUUAGUGCAAAAUCUAGUCGGUAAUCUUUGCCGUCUUGCAUCCGAAAAGCUGGACAAGGUCAGACUCCACGCCUGGCUUUAUCUCCAAGUAUUCUGGGAGUCAGCACAAGAUCUUCCUCCGCUUGAAAUGAAAUUCGAACACUUCAGUCACGUCUCGUCGCAGGAGUAUUUUGUACAACUACUGACCUUGCAAAGCAUUGACUGGAUUCGUCUCCCACUACUACAGGGAUUUGCUACCUCUGCUAUCUCAGGAGCAGAAGGUCUCGUCCGAGCGUCUCGCUCAGGGUUGACACAAUUCCUGAGCAAUCAAUCAGAAGCACAACGGCAGGAAAUCUUAAUGGCUUUCUUGCACGAUGUUUCUACGGUCUUGAGUGACAAUCUGCAAGAUGAACGUUUCGCCAUUCCUGCCGUUGAGUUCGUCGCUUUCUUGGUUGAUAGCUACAUCCCUGUUGUCCCCGAAGGCACGGAUCCAAGCUUCCGCAAACUCUUUAUUCUAAUCCAAAAAUCACACCUCAGAUCGGCCAACAUGGCUCGAUUGGAAGCUGCCAUUAAAGCGUAUGCUGCAUUAACAAGAAUCGACUCCCUAAGAGCUGAUGUUCUGAAGAAGAUGUCUGGGCUGCUUUUGCAUCCAUUUCCAAGGAUUCGGUCGAGUGCUGCAGAGUAUCUGUUUGUGGUGACAGACACUGAAAUUACCAAGUUCGGGGACUGGUCUGCUUCGCCUAAGGAGUUAAAGCUGCAGGUUGAUAGUCUACGGACUGUUCUUGCUCAGCAAAGCUAA